Messenger RNA from Paramuricea clavata, 10714 nucleotides. The record is from the annotation of a GenBank genome assembly. NCBI's taxonomy places the organism in Eukaryota, Metazoa, Cnidaria, Anthozoa, Malacalcyonacea, Plexauridae.
UAAAUGUUAGGAAGAGCUUACGAAAACUGGAUUGUAUUGAAUCAUUGAUAAUACUUCUUGGACCUGAAGGUAUUUUAUAUCUGUUACUGUACUUAUUUCAUUGGCAUGACCACACCUUUGUAAUUGCUGUCAAGUGCAACAAGGUAGAGCAAAGGAAAGGGGGGGGGGGGGUAUGCAGAGGGAUGCUGCAGCAUCAGCAUGCUCAUUUUGCAUCAGUUACCUCUUUCCUAACAAUUUUGAUAACAUACCAUUCACCCUGCCCCAUUGCAUCAAAACCACACCUGUUCUGUCGGUAAAAGUAAGGCGUGCACGUACCCUCAAUUAUGGUACACUCGCCAUGCCCCUGUUCAUGAAUUUCACAAGUACUGCAUAAUGAUAAUUAGUAAUGAUAUUUAACAACUAUUCAAUUAUUAACCACCUUAAUGCUCAAUUUUAGAAGAGGCAUUGUGCCAUGAAUUUGCAAGUUUAGCACUAACAAUGUUAGCUGGUACGUUGAAUUUCUUCAUUUACUUGAAUUACUAGUUAUAUAUAUUGUCUAUUUAUCCAAAAUUGUGAAACUUUUCAACGACUUUUAUGCAUGAUGUACUAGGUGAUUUUGGGAACAAGAUUGAAAUAUUUGAAAAGAAUGGCUUGGAACCAUUAAUUCGUUUACUUGCUUCAACUGAUUGUGAUAUCCAGGUGACUAGCGGAAGGAAAUAUAAUGUGAAAUUAUAUUUAAUUGCCAGUGAAACGAACAGGAAACAGUGUAGUGCCUCAACUUGUGUUUAAUUUGUCAGAAAAACGCCGUGGAGUGCAUCUCUCUAUUGGUGGAGGACUAUCAAAGCCGCUCUGCUAUCAAGGAACUAAAUGGUAACCUAUUAUUUACAAUGGAUGACAAAAACAAAACAGAAAAGACAUAUUUUGAACAAUUAAUUAGGCCUUUCAUUAUUUCUGUAGGUUUUCAGCCACUUUUUGCUCUCCUUGACUCGCAAUACGCCAUUAUUCAGGAAUUAGCGUUAAAUACGUUGCUAAAUUGUACAUAUGAAGGUAUAAGUUUGAUUUCUUAUUUUUUAUUCAUGUUUAACCAGUAUACAGGGUGUAUAAAAAGUAGACAAUUUUACUUUUUUUACAAUAAGAAUAUGUAAAUUAGGCAAAUUCAUGAAUUAAGCAUGUUUGAAAGGCAUUCGUGCCAAAAAAUGAAAGUUUCAGCGGUUAUUUAACGGACUUAAAAUUGAGUAAAUUUUCUGAUAUUUGGACCAUUGAUAAAACACAUAACACAUUUCUGGCCCAUCAACUUGAAAUGCGUUUUAAACUUUUAAAUUUCGCGCGCAAGCUAUUUUUAAUGCUCAUAAAAAAGACACCCCCUUGCCGCUCUGGAAAAUUUAUCUUUACGAAACUUUUUUGUUUAUUCUACAUUGUAAGUCUAUAUUUAUAAAAAAAAUCAUGAAAUGAACGGAUUUGUGAAAUUGCAUGAGAGCCGUUUCAAAAGUGUCUACCUUUUUUUAUACACCCUGUAUUACUGCAGUGUGAAUUUAAAGUAUAUAUGAAAAAGUAAAAAGUUUUUUGAUUAUAUAUAUAUAUAUAGUUCUUCCGUAUUUUACCAGCUGUGAACCGUGAAGAGAUCCGACAAUUGGAAGGCCUUCAAAAAAUUGUGGAUUUUAUUGGCGUUAAGGUACGAUAAGAAAAUGAAAACGGAACAAUGAAUAUAGUGAAUGACUGGUUCAUGUAUAGGAAAUGAAUAUUUGAGUUUAAGAGAUUGGAAUAACGAUUGAUUCAGGCAAAUUUUGAAUCACUUAUUCCGUUCCCAUCUCUGACAAAUCAUUUUUAGGACCAACUGUAAUCAAUUAUAUGAGCUAUCACCGAUAGUUAGACUAGUUACUGUAACUGUGUAGUGUGUACAUAUUUGAAUAUGAUUUUUCAUUAUUAUUUACCAUGCAAUAUUGUUUUCAGGAUUACGAGGAUCUUCACGUGAAAGCAAUGCAGAUUUUAUCUAACUGUAUGCAAGACUUAGAAAGUAUGGAGGUAUUGCAAGUUACAUUUCAUACACACAUAGUUAUUGAUGAAAACAAUAAUAAGAUUGAGUAAAAGAAAUAAAAAAAAAUAACUGUCGAUGGGCGUAUGCCAACAGCAUAUUGAGCUAAGUAACAUCGAAUUUAUAAGUCAUCGUUAUAAUUUCCAGGUAAUUCAGUCUACAGGAAGUUUACAAAAGUUUUUAGCAUUUGCAGCAGAAUCCACUGUUCCUGACGUUCAACAACACGCAGUAAGUAUACUGGACACACCUGACACCUUUUCGUAAGGAUACAAUGGAUCCAAAAAGACUUUUUCUUAUUACCCAAUUUAUUUUUUAUAGGCAAAGUCAUUGGCAAUUGCAGCUCAAAGUGGUAAGACUGGAAUUUCUGUGCGGUUGUAUACAAUCUUUUUCAGAACUAUCCUUGGAAACUAGUUUAAUGUUAUCCUAGCACUGCAGUAAUAAUAUGAAACUAGUAUACAAUAUUUCUGCUAUGAAUUCCUUUAUGUUCUGCUUGCGUCUCUUUCCCCGAAUUAUUUCUCCUUUGUUACUCUAGAUGAAACACGCAAGAUUCUUCACGAACAAGAAUGUGAGAAAACGCUCAUCACCUUACUCACAAACGAGGUAGUGAAUUCAUAAAAUAAUCGUUUCCGAAAGAAUCUUAUAGGGUUCAUACUUGAUGGACAAUAAAUAUUCGUAUAAUAUUUAAAGAGAGAAAUUCAGGGAAAAUUUGUGAAAAUCUGAAAUUCCUUUUUGGGCGUUAGAGGAUUCUAAAUAUUUAAAUUAUUGUUUUUCCAUUUUUCUUUAAUGUUUCCAGUCCUCCUCGGUUCAAGCCGCUGCAGCAGAAGCUCUGGCUGUAAUGUCUGAAAGUUUGAGUAGUCGAGAUGAGAUUGGAAAAUUAGGUAUGUGCAUGUAGGAGAGUAUUCUUUUGGUUUUUUCAUUCAAAGGAGAAUUCUAAAUGGGGAGGUUUUGUAUUUUUUCACCAAAAUAAAUUUAGAUAUCUAUUGUCUUCGCCGUAUAGCUUCUUAACUUAAUGUUUUAUAAAGGAAGUUCUGCUUAAUACACUUACUCCCUGUCUUAUUGUUGUUGUUCUUCGUACCAGAUGGCAUACCAUGUUUGGUGACUUUGUUGAAGAACGACGAUCCAGAGGCCCGUCAGUUCUCGUCUUUGGCUCUGGCUAAUCUUACUACAUCCAAUCCCAACGCUAGGUAUAACGUUACUUUUUUAAAACUUAUCAACGUUUUUGAACAAGAACAAACGACAACGACAAACGGCAACAGCAACAACAUGAACAACAACAAUACUACACCAACAACAACAACAACAACAAUAUCAACAAUAACAACAACAAAAACAACAACAACAGCAACAACAACAACAACAACAACAACAACAACAACAACAACAACAACAACAACAACAACAACAACAACAACAACAACAACAACAACAACAACAACAACAACAAUAACAACAACAACAACAACAACAACAACAACAACAACAACAACAACAACAACAACAACAACAACAACAACAACAACAACAACAACAACAACAACAACAACAACAACUGAACUAUAUAUAUUGUUGUUUUAUUUCAGUAUUUUAAUGGACAAGGGUGGUGCGGAGCCGUUGGUUCGUUUGCUCACAGAUCCAAAACCACAAACUCAAGUGAAUUCAUCCGUUUGUCUAACGAACCUGGCACACAAUGGUACGUUAUAUUUAGUCUUUUGAAGCUUUUCUUCUUGGCAUUUCUUUUUAUUUGACAUCUUCUAAUAACCAAGCCGUUACUGCCAGACAGAAACAUUUUUCCUCGUUUUUUCUGGGCCUAACGUGGGAUUAAUUUCUUCAUUAUUAUUUAAUUAAGAUUAAGUAAUCUUAAUUAAUUAUUUAUCACCAUUUUUUAGAGUCAUGGAGAGCCGAAAUUAAUAGCUUUGGUAUUACAUCAUCACUGGCCAUCGCACUUAAUUCUAAGUAAGAUACAGUGAUAUUACAGUUUGUACAGUAACUUGAUAGCUUGCAUGUUAGUUAAGUCAUUGUUUGAUUGGUAAAUAGUACGUUUUGACUGUGAAGUACUUGUUCAACGUCUAUAAACAGAAAUUAUCAUUUAACCUGCAUCUUCAGGAUGACAAAAGAAACACUAUUAUACUACUUUAAAUACAUCUAUAUACAUUUAGAAAAAUAUUUAAAUCAAAUUUUAUGGUAAAUUCUAGUAAUCCAAGUGUCCAGUCCAAGAUGGCGCUUGCAGCUGCCUCGUUUUUGUGUGAUUCUGAUGCUCGCACACAGGUCAGUAUUCAUUUCACGAAAUUAAUCUGCAAUAUUUUUGUCUAACUCAGUAUCAUAUGCUUCACUGAGGCAAUUUUGUUGUGACGUGCAUUUUUUAGUUUCGUCAAGACGGAGGCCUGGCCCCCCUUGUCAAAUUUCUCUCUUCAAACGUGAACGAAGUUCGUCGCACUGCAUCAUGGGCCAUGGUUGUUUGUGGGAACGACUUGGCGACCGCAACUGAGCUUUGCAGUCUUGGGUAGGAAUUGAUUAUUUUUUAAUAUGAACAUUAAGACGUCACUCCGUUGAAUAUUGGUGUCAAAACUCCAUACUUGGUCAGCUAUUCGCCUAUUGGGUUGACACGACGAUUUCACAUUUGGCUAUUAGCCAACAAGAAAUCACGAAUUCUUUUAAAUAAAUAAAAACAAGUCUUAACAUUGAUUGUAGAUAUAUGUCGAUCUAACUAUAAGGUAAUAAUAAUAUUGUUUGCAGAAACACCACGUAAAUUUAUUUAGUUUCCACAAACAAUAGUAUUAUAUGUUUUAUUGCCAUGCAAACCUAUGUACAAAGAACUUAUAAGGUAAUAUUAACUAUUAGUAUUGGGAACAUAUAAAAGGAAGUUGUGGGCAUUGUAGAACAUGCUGCAUUGCAGGAUGACACUGAUAAGAUUGUAAUCUCCAUAUAGAGCCUUGGACCUUCUCCAAACCAUCGCGUUGUCUAGCAGUCGUAAAUCAGGAUUUAGUGAUGCUGCUCUUGAAUCUUUAUUUGAUUGUAAUCUGCCUGCGAAGUAUAGUUUACGUGGAUAUCUUUCGCCCUCGAAUAUCGUAGGGCAUUGUUUCUAUGAUUGUGGAAAGGUAAGCAUUGGAGAAAAAUCUUCGCCAUGUCUACUGACUUUGUUUUUAGAUGUGGUCAAACUCUCAUUAGGACCCCUUUUUACAACCAAUUCCCUUUUGUCUUUUAUUCUUUCAUUCCAGAUUCGUCCUGAAGCUCGGAUUUUAACUUUGGAGGAACUUUCCCAGGAGCCUGUUAACACAUCGAGACCUGUGUUGUAUGUCAAUUUAACUAGUCCUGAAAGGUACGAUGUCCUUGUUAUUUAUUACAUUUAUUCUUAACAUAUUCUUAACCGCAUAUGUAAAAUGUUGAGCACAACCGUGACUCCAUUUAUUUUCAGGCCACCUUCUCCCAAGCCAAUUACAAUAAUACAACCUGAGAAAAGUGUUGAAAAAUUAGCGAAACCAAGCAAGCUUACCCUCAGGGAUGUUAAAAGGUUAGUUGGCUGGUUUAUUAGAUGGUAUAUCUGAGUGAUUAAGGGAGUUAUUACGUCAUUGAUACUUGAGACUUGAUCAAACCUGAUCAAACGAGCAUGAGAGUUGUUGGCAAGUGAGGGUUUGGAUGAGAGUUUUCUCAACUCUCGUGGACAAAUGUUGCAUGAGAGUUGAUGAAGGUUGACUGGAUCUCUCAUUAGAAUUUCAUAAGAAUUGAGGAGAAUGCAUGCCUGAGAGUCGACCUGAGUUGGCGAUCAAAUGUGAGCGAGAGUUAAGCUGGAGUAAUACGAGCAACAAAAUUGCUGCAACUUGCAACAAAAUCUGAUUUCAACGCAAGUUGCAGCAAUUUUGUUGACCGUAUUACUCCACCUUUACAAGUCUCAUUAACUCUCACCCUCGUUUGACUGGGACUUUGGUUAUAAUCGAGUUAUUAUUUAAUAUAUGUGUAUGUACUGUAUGAGUUGAAAACUUGACAUCAUCGUGAUUGGUAGGUUUCAGUAAACAUUGCGAGGAAGAAGAUGGUAGUGGUUGACUGUUGUUGACACAAAAUUGUUGACAUCAGCAUUAACACACAUCAGCAUUAACAUGACUACUACUUAUACACGACAAACGAAUUAACUUUAUUCCCUCCCUCUAAUAACAUCGAUGGUUGACCACCAUCACCGCCGCACAACAGUGAUCAGUGAAACCCACCUGACAUGCGAAAUUCUCAAAUUCUAGAAGCAGAUCUCAAAUCCUUCCAGAGAAGGAGCCAGAGCCUCCACAAAUCGAGCUACCAACUGAGGAAGAGCCUGAAACGCCGUUGCCAUGGCAACCAUCCACUGAUCCUGAUCUACUGGACUACAUGCGUGAAGUUCAGGAAAGUGUCGCUCCACUUCCUUCCAUCGAAGAUCAAAUCACAGAAUUGGCUAGGUGCAGUAUCUUCAUAUUUUACCUCUUGAGAGCAGGAUUUGCUUGAAUAAUUUGCCAUUUUGGGUCUGAAUUACCUGGACGGGAUUAAAAAUCACGGCCAGCCGACAAUUUAAGAAAAUGAGUACAAAAAGAAACAAAUUCCGAAAAUUCGGUCUGAUGAUGUUCAGAAAAUCCUGUCUGAUGAUGACUUUGAAAUAAAGUCGAAAAUUUUCAGUCUCAUACACUCGUCUUGGUUCAAUUAAUAUCUUGAAUUUCAAGAUGACCUUAUUUUUCGGAAUUUGUUUCUUUUUGGGAUUAAAAAUAGUUCGACAUUAAGAAGCCUUCGAUAGUUCAGACGCGAACAACACCAGCUUAUUGCAGAAUACUACUACGUUCUGGAAUAUUACCGUUGGAGAGAGCCAUGCAGCCUAAACCUAGCCUGCGAACAGGCUCUCAUGCUGAAUUGAGAGCCUGCAUCGGUGACUAAUGAAUUUGAAUAUCUGCCCCGUAACGUUCGUUUUUCCAAAUAUGGAAUGUCUAUCCUUAUAUGGUGUUGUUUACAACUUUCGUUCAAACUAAAUUUAGACCGUGCAAACUAAAUUUAGACCGUACAGUUUAUACUGUUUUUCGAAAUAUAAGAUAUUCAAGCAAAAGUUUAAAUGUUUUAAAUACUGUUUUCUCAAAACAGAACAUUUCGUGCUUUGAGAUAAGAUGGCCAAGACCAAUUUGAUCAGUUAAUGUGUUUUUUAUGCAUAGUGCUUCAGCAGUUGACAUAUAUAGAGCUCAGCGGAAACAUAUAAAUUAUAGCAUCUGACCAAUGAGAAUUUCGCGUCACGAUUUGAGACGCAGAUAUUCAGAUUCAUUAGUCAUCGAUGCAGGCUCUCAAUUCAGCUUGAGAGCCUGUUCGCAGGCUAGCCUAAACCAGUCCAGGCUGACCGUUAUUUCUUUAUGUAUUUUCUAGAUAUGUGAGCUACAAAAUGGGUGGCGCCUGCGAGAAAGGCUGGCUUCAGUCGUUCAAUUAUGAACUACAUAUCAGUGAUAUAAAACACGAACUCAACUCGAAUCUUAUACCAAUAGGAAGAGUCAAAUCUGGAAUAUUUUAUCACAGAGCACUCCUUUUCAAGGUAAGACAUUCAAAGAUAAAAUAGGGUAAGCUUUUCUCACACAGAAACUAAACACUUCUUUUUAUGCAGUCUUUUCAAUGUUAGUAAAUACUAAAACUAGUUUCGUAUCUAAAUUUUUGUAAAAUAAAAUUAUAUGCUUCAAAGCUAAUGUAUUUAUUAAUUGCCACAAAGUAGUCUUGCUAUGAGGAUAAAUGUGUUGGUUUCCGUUCUAGGUAUUAGCAGAUUCACUUACCAUUCCUUGUUCGUUAGUACGGGGAGAAUACAACCGAGCAUGGAAUGAAAUCAUGCUCCGUACGAAAUCACAGGUAAGUCAUAUCAAAUUAUUUCUUUCAACGUCGGUAUAGGCAAACGAGGUAGCCAAACGAGAAAAAAUAUUUCCACACGUCAAAAUCACGAUGUUUCUACUCUUGGAAUGUUAAAUGUUUCUAAUUUGUUAAAGGGAUAUGGCUUAUUUGAAAGGAUAUGGCAAUAUAAAUUAAGUUUGUCUUAUUUGAAAGAACAUUUAAAAUGAUAUCUAAACUUCCUUUACAAUUAUUCUGUAUCUUGCUUUGUUUUCGAAAUAAAUCGACUUAUUUUGAUCAAAAGCAGCGUGCAUUCCGCCAUCUUGGAUAUGCAUUCGAUAUGCAUACGUCACAAGUAGGGUAAAAAGCGAAAUUUUUAUCUUGCAAACUACAUGUCAUUAUCAUUUUGAAACUCGAUUUUCCGAAGUCAUUUUAGUACUCAAUUAACUUACAACAUUUUGAGAAACUUUUCGAAGAAAUUUAGUCUCACAUGAAGAAGUUUUAACAAGUUUACCCUGCUUUUGACGUCAUCAAAAACCCAGAUAAUUUGAUCAUUUUUUUGUAAAGGGUGUUCAUAUAUAACUUUAAAAGUUCUAUCAAUUGGAUAUUGUUCUUGAGAAUGGUACCUGUAACACUCUGCACAGAAUCAUUUUUCCAUUUUUUAUUGUAGCCUGAAACUGCGCAUGCCUAUCCACCCAAGACAUACAUCGUAGAUUUAAUGCACGAGCCUGGAACAUUGAUGUCAGCGGAAUCACCGGAAGCCGACAGCUAUAAACGGUUAUGAAAAGUUCAAAUAUUUUUAUAUGUUAUAUGUAGAAGUAUAGUUUAUAGUAUAGAUCAUAUUGAUCCACUAAGAUACUCAGUGUAGAAUUGGAGUAUUCAAAGUCAUUUUCACUUGUUUUAAUAAACCUUUAAACUAAAGGUUUUCAAUAAAAUCCAGUUGAAAUUUUAACAAUAAUAUACGAGUGUGCAUAAAUUAUAAUCCUUUUGAAAUAUAAAAUUUAUUUUUAAGUGAAUACAGUCAGUAAAAGUUAUCCCAUACAAAAAGUAUGUUAUACAAAAUUUUAUUGAAACUGUUUAUAUUCAGAAUUUUUCUCCUCAGGAAUUUAAUUAUAAGAUAUCUUUAUGGGUAUUUUAUGAAGUUUUCUGCUGAGAAUAAAUCUGCAGGUAAAUCGAAAUAUCCAGGUUCAAUAGUAAAAUUGUAUAAAAUUUCACACUUCGUUCAGGUUAACUGUUUUGUAUUUGCUAAAACCAUCAGCUGUUUAAGAAUAUAUUCGCUGGAAGUUUUUUUCAAAAUCCAUAUGAAAUUCAAUUUUCAUGCUAUUUGCAAUUUCCACACUAUGGAUAUAUUGUGGAAAUAGUAUGGAUAUACUAUGAAUUUAGUGAUGCAAUUGUCAAUUCCAUAGAACACUAGUAUGGACGGAUUUCACUAUAUUUUUUCCAGUGUAUUCUUUUCAAGGGUGGGUUGACUACAAAAUUUUUGUAGUUCGCUAUAACUACAGCUACUUCAAAAAUAUGUAGUCAGCUACAACUACUGCUACUUUUGAACAAAAGUAGUUCGCUACUGACUACAGCUACUGCUUAAAAAAUGUAGCGAACUAUUUCGCUAUUUCGCUACUCUAUAUUUUUUAGUUCUACGGUAUUUGGGCUCAGGCUGUAAUUUAACCUAUAACAAAUCGACUUACGAGUGGCAACAGUAAACAAAAGGGUCAAAGAAUAGUUUUUGUAAGCCCUACAGUGUUCAGGAGUGCCACUUUUCAAUGCGCUAAAAUAAUCUUUACUGUAUAAAAUGAUCUUUUAAGCAAACCGUGUCUUAAUAUCAUUAUAUUCUACGAACGGUUGCUAACAAUUUUAAAAAGUAGGGAAUAUAGCGAUUCGCUGUUUGAAAAGUAGUCAACUACUUGGCUAUUUUUAGGCAAAAUGUAGUUCGCUAUAACUACAACUACUGUUUUAAAAAAGUAGUCAAAAACUACAUAGCUAUACUUGAAAAUUGUAGUUCGCUACAGUAGCGAACUACAACUACUUCGCUACUACCCACCCUUGAUUCCUUUAUGACAACUACAGCUAUUAAAAGAGGUAUAAUUAUCAUAUUUUCACAUCACAAAAAUCCUGGUUUUCACAUUUGUCAUAGUUAUGUGAUUAGAUCGACACCAAAAACAAAUGGCGAACAGUUUAAUCUUGUGCGUAAGCAAAAUGCUUUGAACAAGAAUUUGAAGAAAAUUGAGCGGAACACGAAUGACUUGGCCAUUAUCAAAACACAUCAUCUCUACAGACGACCAGGUUGAAAUCUCUGGAACAAAAGAGACGAUACGAAAGGAUAGAAUGCUUCAAAAUCUCAGCCGACUUCGCUGGGGGAAACCGUUGCGAGACGAACUGGGAAGGUUAAAGGCAGAGGAAAUACUCUCAGAGAAAAGAUACGCGUUUGAGAAACAUUAUUAUGAAACAAAAUUAAAGGGUUUUAAAGGGAAAAGGAUUUUAUCAGGAAUUAAACUUUUCCGUGAUAAAACUAGAAAGGAAGUCAGUUCGAAGCUACGUCAAACGGAAGUGAAAGAAGAUAUAAAGAGGAGAAUGAAUCGUGUUUUAGCAAAUAAAUUGUCGGAUUCAACGACAUUUUUACCAAGGAAAGAUUUGAAAUGGUCUUUGAAUGACACAACAGAGAGAAAAGCUACAGAACAGGAAGCCUCAGCUUUUAGCAAGAUUGGUGAAAACACUUUAAAUCGUAACAAACUGCCAACCAUUUAUAAUCGAAAUCUUCCUGAGAGAAUAAAGACAAGGCAAGGAAAUGGAACAAGUUGUUUGGAAAAGCGGUUUAAUAUGCAAAAGGACGAAUCGUCGAAUGCGAUGUUAAGGUGGAAAGGUUUGCCAAACAAUUUUCCUCAAAUAGUCAAGUCUAAUCAUUAA